CAGGAACUGGAGCUGGGAGCAGUUGCCCCCAGGCAGCCCUGUCCAACUCCUCUUGACCCUCUCUCAGGGCAUCAGACAUCUGGGAGAAGCUUGGCAAUAUGGAGUCUGUUUAUAUUCUGGACCCUGAAGAUGCAGCGCUGCUCUUUUCAUGCGAGGGUCCCUACCCGGAACGAUACCUUGUGCCCCCUUGGGUUGCUUAUCACCAGUAUUACAAGAGACCCAUAGGGGUCCUGUUUAAGAGUUCAGACGCUUGGAAGAGAGAUAGACUUGUCCUAAACCAGGAAGUGAUGGCGCCUGAAGCCAUCAAGAACUUCGUGCCCCUGCUGGAAACUGUAGUUCGGGACUUCAUCGAUGUCUUACACAGACGCAUCAAGCAGCAGAAGUCUGGAAAUUUCUCAGGGGACAUCAGUGGUGACUUGUUCCGCUUUGCCUUUGAGUCCAUCACCAGUGUUGUAUUUGGGGAGCGCCUGGGAAUGUUGGAGGAGAUAGUGGACCCUGAGUCCCAGCGGUUCAUCGAUGCCGUCUACCAGAUGUUUCACACCAGUGUCCCCAUGCUCAACCUGCCUCCAGAACUUUUUCGAUUCUUCAGAACUAAGACCUGGAAGGAGCAUGCAGCUGCCUGGGAUGUGAUUUUUGAAAAAGCUCAUGAUUACACCAAGAACUUCUACUGGGACUUAAGGCAGAAGCAAGAGUACAGCAAGUACCCUGGUGUCCUUUAUAGCCUCCUGGGUGGCAACAAGCUGCCCUUCAAGAACAUCCAGGCCAACAUUACAGAGAUGCUGGCAGGAGGGGUGGACACGACCUCCAUGACCCUGCAGUGGAACCUUUAUGAGAUGGCACACAACUUGGAGGUACAGGAGAUGCUGCGGGCAGAGGUUCUGGCUGCCCGGCGCCAGGCCCAGGGAGACAUGGUCAAGAUGGUGCAGUUGGUCCCACUCCUAAAAGCCAGUAUCAAGGAGACACUGAGACUCCACCCCAUCUCCGUGACCUUGCAGAGAUAUCUUGCAGAUGACCUGGUACUUCGAAAUUACAGGAUUCCUGCCAAGAUGCUGGUGCAGGUGGCUAACUAUGCCAUGGGCCGAGUACCCAGCUUCUUCCCCAACCCAAACAAGUUUGACCCAACUCGGUGGCUGGAAAAAAGCAAAAAUAUCACCCACUUCCGUUACUUGGGCUUUGGCUGGGGUAUUCGGCAGUGUCUGGGCCGGCGGAUUGCAGAGCUGGAGAUGACCAUCUUCCUCAUUAAUGUGCUGGAGAACUUUAGAAUUGAAGUCCAGAGUUUCCAUGAUGUGGGGACCAAGUUCAACCUCAUCCUGAUGCCUGAGAAGCCCAUCUUCUUCAACUUCCAUCCUCUCAAGAAGGACCUUGGCACAACCAUGAUCAGAUAGGGUGGCACUGUCUGAACUUCAGUCUGGAGUCACAUGGGGAGAUGACCUAAUGGGGACAUUUGGGUGGGUGUCUCUGUAUCUCCAGAAAAACCUGAUCCUUUGGGGUGGUUCUUAGCUCUCAGUGGCCACCUACCUAGGUUAGCUGGACCCUCCUCUUCUUCAUCCCCUCUCCUCCUUUAUUUACCCAGAAAGUUAAUAAACAAAUAAACUCUG
Molecule: messenger RNA, 1598 nt
Organism: Cricetulus griseus (Chinese hamster)
Lineage: Eukaryota; Metazoa; Chordata; Mammalia; Rodentia; Cricetidae
Source: RefSeq, a predicted model, not a curated record